Coffea arabica (coffee) is the source of this 1039-nucleotide messenger RNA. Its product is annotated as G-type lectin S-receptor-like serine/threonine-protein kinase SD2-5. Gene Ontology annotation, molecular function: ATP binding; protein kinase activity. Gene Ontology annotation, biological process: protein phosphorylation. Lineage: Eukaryota; Viridiplantae; Streptophyta; Magnoliopsida; Gentianales; Rubiaceae. The record is from RefSeq and is a predicted model, not a curated record.
CAGCUCUUGUCAUAAAUGGAUAUGCUAUUGCAGCUUUCAUUUUAUUGGCCGUCCUCAUUGGUUUGACAAUCUGUAUAAUCCGAAAGAAAAGAUUAGCCAGGGAGGUUGAGGAGGGCGACUUAGACAAUGUACCGGGAAUGCCAACUAGAUUUCCAUUUGAAGAUUUAAAAAUUGCAACAGCAAAUUUUAGUAAGAAACUUGGGCAGGGAGGAUUUGGCUCAGUUUUUGAAGGUUCGCUUAGAGAUGGCACUAAGGUUGCAGUAAAAUGUCUUGAUGGAAUUGGUCAAGUGAAGAAAUCAUUUUUGGCUGAGGUGGAAAGUAUUGGUAGCAUUCAUCAUGUUAACUUGGUAAGAUUGGUAGGUUUUUGUGCAGAAAAAUCUCACCGACUUUUAGUUUAUGAAUUCAUGAGUAAUGGAUCUCUAGAGAAGUGGAUCUAUAGACAAGGCCAAGAAAUUGUCCUUGACUGGAAAUGCAGGAGGAAAAUAGUACUUGAUAUAGCCAAGGGGUUAACUUAUCUCCAUGAAGAUUGUAGACAGAAAAUUAUUCAUUUGGAUAUAAAGCCCCAAAACAUUCUUUUGGAUGAUAAGUUCAAUGCUAAGCUAUCUGACUUUGGGCUCUCCAAGCUAAUUGAUAGAGACCAAAGCCAAGUUGUUACCACUAUGAGAGGUACUCCUGGCUAUCUGGCUCCAGAGUGGCUCUCUGCAGUUAUUACAGAGAAAGUAGAUGUCUAUAGCUUUGGAGCUGUUGUGGUUAGCUUCCUGAGCAGGGUAAGGUUAAGAGAAGACAGAGGAGAAAUAGAACAGAUCUGAUCCGAGAGGGAAGAAGAGUGAGAGAGAGAGAGAAAGAAUGUAAUCUGAAAUAGAAUAAGAAUGAAUUGAUCUUCCAAAAACUGAUUAAACCGAUACAUCCUUCAGUUAUUUAUACAAGAUUGUGCUCAUGUGUAUGCAGACGUCCAGCUAACAGAAAAGAUCCCUUUCUAACUAACUCCUCCAGCUAGGAUGCCAACCUGGCCCAACUGACGAAUGACCUGCUUGGAUUU